Messenger RNA from Aureobasidium musti, 270 nucleotides. The record is from the annotation of a GenBank genome assembly. NCBI's taxonomy places the organism in Eukaryota, Fungi, Ascomycota, Dothideomycetes, Dothideales, Saccotheciaceae.
AUGCCUUCAGGAAUGGGCACCGAUCCACAGUGCGUACUGUCCUUGCCUUCCCGCCCAAUCACCACCUGUUCCUUACCCAUUCUAACCACACGCCCAAUCCANGACAAGAAGCCCAAGAAGGCUGCCAAGGACGAGGACGAGGAUGAUAUUGCCUUCAAGCAAAAGCAGGCUGCUGACAAGAAGGCCCGCGAGGAGAUGGCCAAGAAGGCUGGCGGCAAGGGCCCCUUGAACACUGGUGGUCAGGGCAUCAAGAAGAGCGGCAAGAAAUAA